AUGUCAGAGGAAUCGAGCAGCCGCAAUGGGAAGGAGGGUCAGGAUGAACAAGCAGGAAGCGCCGCUGGACCACCUUUUCAAGCGCAGCGCCACGGAAGCAGCAAAGACAAAGAUGCUUCGAGCGAUGAUGUACCACAAAUAUCUCAGCCCGGGCUCUCGCGCACUGCGCGCGUCUUAGUCCUGGUGCCGGUCAUACUAACGUACUUUCUCUGGUUUCUCGACCUGGCUGUGGUCUCGACGGCGACUCCAGCCAUCACGUCGGAGUUCAACUCAAUUGUCGAUGUCGGCUGGUACGCCUGGCAACGUUCACCCGCUAUCCAAUAUCGCCUGCUGACAGUCGACUUCAGGCAAGCUCUUUCGUUCGUUUCCCAUCAAGGCAAGCUCACCCAGGACAUUCGUGCCUCAUGGAGCGAUCCGCAUACUAACACAGCAAUGCAGUGGACCUUUCUUAUAUUCUUCUUCAUCUUUGAGGUCGGUUCGGUGCUAUGCGGAGCAGCUCAAUCGUCGGCAAUGUUCAUCGUGGGGAGGGCCGUUGCAGGCAUCGGCUGUUCUGGUAUUUCGACGGGAGCAUUGACGAUCAUAACCGCUAUCCUGCCUGGUAAAGCCCAAGCACAAGUUCUCGGUAUUGCUCAAGGUCUCGGCCAGCUUGGGCUGGCCAUUGGUCCAAUUCUUGGAGGUGCGUUCACCGAAUACGUCUCUUGGCGAUGGUGCUUCUACAUCAACCUCCCCGUAGGGGCCGUGGUUGGGGUCCUCCUCGUGCUCUUCCGCAUCCCAGAAUCAGAGCCAAAGAAGCCGGCACGAGAGGUGCUAGGGACAGCCGUCAAGUCGCUUGACCUUCCAGGGUUCGCCUUGAUCUGCCCUGCGGUCACAAUGCUUUUGUUGGGCUUACAAUUUGGCGGCAAUGAACACCCAUGGAAUAGCUCUGUCGUCAUCGGGCUCAUAGUCGGGGCAGCCGCAACGUUCGUCAGUUUCCUUUUCUGGGAACGACGCCAGGGCGACGAGGCCAUGGUGCCAUUCGCUCUGCUCACCGACAAGGUCAUCUGGUCGGCCGCAGGCAACAUGGCAUUUGUGCUGGCGAGCAUUCUUGUCGCGGACUUCUACCUUGCGAUCUACUUCCAGGCGGUCAACAACGACUCGCCUCUGAUGAGCGGUGUACAUCUGCUUCCAACAUGCCUGAGCCUUGUCCUUUUCACCAUCAUCUCGGGCGUCAUGAUUGAGAAGCUUGGCUACUACCUACCCUGGACACUGUCAGGGAGCGCCAUCUCAGCUAUCGGAUACGGACUCUUGUCGCUUCUGAGCCCGACGACACCAGCCGCCAAGUGGAUUGGCUAUCAAGUGUUCUAUGGAGUCGGGAGUGGUUGCACAGCCAUAGCCGGGUACAUUGCCGUUCAAAACCUCGUUCCAGCAGCGCAAAUACCAACUGCCAUGGCGAUCGUCAUCUUCUGUCAAGGCAUGGGCGGUACCGUAUUCCUCAUUGUCGCAAAUGCCGUGUUUAGUAACAGCCUGCGGCACCUGCUGAGAUCACAGAGUUCGAAGAUUGGAGUUGCUCCAGACGUCAUUGUUGCCGCUGGAGCAAGAGGCCUUCGUCAGCUGAUUCCGGGUAGCGAGCAACUUGCCAUUGCGCUACAAGCAUACGCGGACAGUAUCGACAACGUUAUGUACGUUGGCGUGGGUGUUGCGUGUGUUGCAUUCGCGUUUGCUUGGGGUCUAGGUUUCAAGGACGUUAGAAGGGAGAAGGCGAAGAGCAAUGCGCAGACGACGGGAGGCGUGGAGGCGAAGGAAAAGAAUCCCGAGGCAGGCUCAUGA
Messenger RNA from Saxophila tyrrhenica, 1806 nucleotides. RefSeq lists its product as uncharacterized. The record is from RefSeq and is a predicted model, not a curated record. The transcript has 5 exons. Gene Ontology annotation, cellular component: plasma membrane. Gene Ontology annotation, molecular function: transmembrane transporter activity. NCBI's taxonomy places the organism in Eukaryota, Fungi, Ascomycota, Dothideomycetes, Mycosphaerellales, Extremaceae. Gene Ontology annotation, biological process: transmembrane transport. The coding region runs from base 1 to 1806 and encodes 601 amino acids.